UGGGAGGAUUUACUGUUAUAUCUCAGGGGCACACGACUUGCCCUUAUCUUUCUGAAAAGACCUUCCUCUGAACACAGACACCUGGUUCAUAAGACUAGUAAGGAUGACUGACAAUGGUCAAGUAGUUUUGAACCAGUUCUCAGAAAAUGAUGCCGAAGCUGUUCAUGAAGUUCCUUUGCUUCAAACAUUCCUUAGAAGGAAUCCGAAAACCCUGGGGGCAGUUCAAAUUGUGGUUGGUGGAGUGAUGCUCAUGUUUGGUGUGGAAAUGACAAUAUAUAUUCAUGCAAUGUCUGCUCGCUCUGGUGUCCUCUUCUGGGGUGGCCUGAUGUUUGUAAAUGCAGGUGCCCUCUCCAUAGCAACUGACAGAAAGCUCACUGUGCGUUUGGUCAAAGCCACAUUUGGAGUAAAUAUCUUCAGCUCCAUAUUUGCACUGAUUGGCAUUGUUCUUCAUUCCUUCGAUUUGGCAAUGUUCGCCUAUUUGCUCAAAUCUCAACUGUCAAGUAAAUGUGUUCAGUCAAGGACACUUUAUCUGAGCAGGACAGUAGGAAUCUCAGCAGUCAUGCUUACUCUGUCACUGCUGGAGCUCAUCAUUGGCAUCUAUCUCUGUGUGUUUGCCUACAAAGCUACCUUUUCUUACAGCUUCCAUCCAAAGGUUGAGUUUGUUCCAGAUGCACCAGGCCUGAACAUUUCAACAGCUGAAAAUUCAGCUCAAGGUCAAGGUCCACUAAUAAUGGCCAAUAAUAAUCCCGAGGAAGAGAACUAAAUGAACAACACAGAAUUAUUUUCUUUAACACUUACAUGCCAUUUGAUUUAUUUAUUUAACAAUUUUGUCAAAUUGAAAUAUCCAAUGUCAAUAACAGCUUUAUUAUUUGUUAAAAGAAGUAUGCUGGAUUUGAUUUUUUGUGCUGUUACCACGAUGCAGUACCAGAGCACCAUAUCUCAAGAUAGGGCUCUUUUAGUCCUUGAUACUGGAACCCUUUAACCUGUGGUGUCAUUUGUGCACUCUUUAUAAUGUGAGGUUUGCUUUGUUUUGGCAUAAUUUGUUUCAAAGACAUAAACUGUGUAAUAGAAUUGCUGAGGUAUACCUGGCUGUAACUUGUCAACUAUAAUAUAACCUAUUGGACCAAAUGUUAUGCAAGUUUUUUUUUUUCUGCCUUAAUCCAAUAUUCUCAUUAUUUCACAUGAGACAUGAGACAUGACAUGUCUCAACCAUUAUCAUGUCAUUUUUAGAAUUCUAACUUGUAUUUGAAUAGCUGUAAAAUGCCUUUGUUUU
Alosa alosa (allis shad) is the source of this 1273-nucleotide messenger RNA. Its product is annotated as membrane-spanning 4-domains subfamily A member 4A-like. NCBI's taxonomy places the organism in Eukaryota, Metazoa, Chordata, Actinopteri, Clupeiformes, Clupeidae. The transcript has 7 exons. Gene Ontology annotation, cellular component: membrane. Bases 104 to 763 code for a protein of 219 amino acids. The record is from RefSeq and is a predicted model, not a curated record.